GGUAAAGAGCAGUAGCUACUAGUAACAAGCAAACACUAAGGAAAAAACCUACAAACCAGUGGCACAUAUACAAAUCGCAGCGGCGCGAUCAAUCUUAACUUGGUCAGACAUAAAGUUUAAGUUUACGCGCAACAACAACAACAGCAACAACAGCAACAAUCUACAAUAACAACAGCUACAACGAUAGAUACAAUGUCUGCUACUUCAAACUGUGAUUGCUUAGUGAGUGUACCAACCGGACCAACGCUGGCUGCAACAUGUGGUGGUAGCGCUUUUAUGUUAUUUAUGGGCUUAUUAGAGGUUUUCAUACGUUCACAAUGUGAUUUAGAAGACCCAUGUGGCAGAGCGAGUUCAAGGUUUCGUUCAGAACCAGAUUAUGAAUAUGACUUCAUUGUGGUUGGUGGUGGUUCAGCUGGUUCUGUGGUUGCAUCACGUCUGUCUGAAGUGCCAAAUUGGAAAGUCCUACUCAUUGAAGCAGGUAGGUGA
Molecule: messenger RNA, 486 nt
Organism: Teleopsis dalmanni
Lineage: Eukaryota; Metazoa; Arthropoda; Insecta; Diptera; Diopsidae
Product: glucose dehydrogenase [FAD, quinone]-like
Exons: 2
Coding region: 193-486 (97 amino acids)
Molecular function (GO): oxidoreductase activity; flavin adenine dinucleotide binding
Source: RefSeq, a predicted model, not a curated record